Messenger RNA from Lytechinus pictus (painted urchin), 4270 nucleotides. Its product is annotated as 1-phosphatidylinositol 4,5-bisphosphate phosphodiesterase beta-4-like. The coding region runs from base 310 to 3411 and encodes 1033 amino acids. The record is from RefSeq and is a predicted model, not a curated record. NCBI's taxonomy places the organism in Eukaryota, Metazoa, Echinodermata, Echinoidea, Temnopleuroida, Toxopneustidae. The transcript has 26 exons. Gene Ontology annotation, biological process: lipid metabolic process; phosphatidylinositol-mediated signaling; release of sequestered calcium ion into cytosol. Gene Ontology annotation, molecular function: phosphatidylinositol-4,5-bisphosphate phospholipase C activity; calcium ion binding.
GAUAGAAAUGGGGAUCCUGAAAACUACAGUGAAUCCUGCAUAGUUAGGGGGGGGGGGGGGCUGUGUAAGCAACAUUUGUCAAGGUACCUUAGGAACUAACUGCUUAACCUCUAGGCCACUUUGUCCAUUCUUGCAACUCUACAUGGAAUCCGCCAAAGGGGUGAAUUCAUCAAUCAGUUCAUGGUAAUGUUGCUACAGUCAAAUGCAACUCAAAUGUUAUAAAUGUUGUAUCAGGAGAAAGGUGUGCUGUAUUAUUGUUGAUAAGUUAACAUCCACUUUAUCUUUCAAUUCCAAUUUACUAUUUUACAGAUGGAGGAGAUUGAUCCGGCUGACUUCCCAUUUGAAAAGUUCUAUGAAUUGUACCACAAGAUCUGUCCGAGGACGGAUAUAGAGCUACUCUUCAAAGAUAUAGGACGAAAUGAAACGGAAGGAUUAUCGGUGGAAAAACUGAUUGAAUUCUUGAACGACAAACAGAGGGACCCUAGACUCAAUGAAAUUCUCUUCCCAAUGUAUGACAGGGAAAGGGUACUACAAAUCAUUGAUACAUAUGAGAAAGAUCCUCAGAUGAUUAAGAAAGAACUUCUAUCAUCUGACGGGCUUUGUCGUUAUCUGAUGUCCGAUGAGAACGCACCCGUAUUCCUGGACCGGCUGGAGCUCUACCAAGACAUGGAACAGCCCCUUUCGCAUUACUUCAUUAAUUCGUCCCACAACACGUACCUGACCGGGAGACAGUUUGGAGGCAAAUCAUCAGUUGAGAUGUACAGACAGGUUCUGCUGGCUGGAUGCAGAUGUGUUGAGUUAGACUGUUGGGAUGGAAGGAGUGAAGACCAGGAACCAAUCAUCACCCAUGGACUGGCUAUGUGUACUGAUAUACAAUUUAGGGACGUGAUCCAAGCAAUCCGAGACACUGCUUUUGUGACCUCAGACUUCCCCGUGAUACUGUCCUUCGAGAACCAUUGUAGUAAACCGCAGCAACUCAAACUAGCGAGAUACUGUGAAGAGGUCCUCGGCGAGUUCUUACUCACAGAAAAGUUAGAUGACCAUCCGUUGGACGCGAGUGUUCCUCUUCCAUCACCUAAUAAAUUAAAGAGGAAGAUUCUUAUAAAAAAUAAGAGGCUGAAACCUGAAGUAGAACAGAGACAACUUGAGUUGAUGCGGUUAAGACCAGAGCUGCUCGAAGUCAACCAGGAAGAUGAAGUAGAAGAAUGCGAAUCAGAGAGUGAAUCAGAAGACAGUGACGACAUGCCUCCACCCCAAGUUGUUGCUGCCCAUCGGCUCAGGAAAGCCAUCCUGCCUCCUGGGUACAGUGAUGGUGCUGUUUCCCCACCAGGCAAUACGGACGCGCACCCGGAGUUCAAGUUUCCAUCCAAAGACUCCAUCGGAAGUAUAAGCGGAAGCAGCAUAGCAGCUGAGGAUGAGAUCAAACUCAAACACAACAUGAGUGUCAAGAUGAAUGCAAAGAAGGGGGAGCUGUUAUCACAAGAAGAUGAAGCAGCAGUGGUAGCCCAGUACCGGUAUACUGGAGCCACGACCAACAUCCACGCCUGUCUCUCAAGACUCGUCAACUAUGCACAACCUGUCAAAUUCCAGGGAUUUGAUGUUGCUGAAGAGAGAAAUCUUCACUUCAACAUGUCAUCAUUCAAUGAGUCUGUUGGCUUAGGAUACAUCAAAACACAGUGUAUUGAGUUUGUCAAUUACAAUAAACGUCAGAUGAGUAGAAUAUACCCUCAAGGUAGGAGGUAUGACUCCAGCAACUACAUGCCGCAGAUCUUCUGGAAUGCUGGCUGUCAGAUGGUGGCCCUUAAUUUCCAGUCACCAGACAUCGGCAUGCAACUCAACCAGGGAAAGUUUGAAUACAAUGGAUGCUGUGGGUAUUUACUCAAGCCGGAUUUCAUGAGGAGACCGGACAGGACAUUUGAUCCCUUCUCGGAGUCCCCAGUGGAUGGCGUGAUUGCGGCAACAUGCUCAGUUCAGGUGAUAUCAGGCCAGUUCUUGUCGGACAAGAAGGUAGGCACGUAUGUGGAAGUUGAUAUGUAUGGUCUUCCUACGGACACAAUCAGGAGAGAACACAGGACGAGAACAGUCCCUAAUAAUGGACUCAAUCCCGUCUACAACGAAGAACCUUUUGUAUUUAGAAAAGUUGUAUUACCAGAUCUUGCAGUACUGAGGAUAGCGGUAUAUGAGGAAGGGGGUAAACUAAUAGGACAAAGAAUCUUGCCAUUGGAUGGACUACAAGCGGGCUAUAGACAUAUAUCACUGAGAACAGAAGGUAACUUUCCCUUAUCACUGCCCACCGUCUUCUGUUGUAUUCAACUCAAGACGUACGUACCGGAUGGAUUAACACAGUUUGUAGAUGCUCUUUCAGAUCCUCAGUUAUAUCUGUCACAAGCAGAGAAAAGAGCAAAGCAACUUUUAUGCAUGGGAAUAGAAGAGAAUGAGAUCAGUGAGGUCCCAACGGUGAACAACAAGAAGAGACCGACUGUACGACAUCCGACGACGCCUACCAACACGGCGCCAAACAUCGGCGGAUUCACGCCGGGCGGACCGACCCAUAACCAGAGUAAGAACUUCAUCAGUAGAUGUGAUGGCAAAGACAAACAGAAAGGAAUGCAACCUAUUACUGCAGAGAGUUUAAGGAAAGAAAGAGCAUACCAGAAACUGCUGAAGAAACAGCAAAAAGAACAAGAUUCAUUGAGCAAGAGACAUUCCAAAGAGAGAGCAAUGUUACAGAAGACGCACUACUCAACAGUGAACAAGAUGGAGGCUUGUCACGACAGGGAAAAGCUGACUAGAGAAAAGAGUUUAGAAAAGGCCAUCAAAAAGAAAGGGGAAAGCAACUGUUCAGAUUUGAAAAUAGAAACAGAGGUUCAUGUACAAUCAUUAGUAAAUGACCACAAAGCACGGGUAAAGGAUGUGGUAUCAGACCAGAGUAAAGAGUUUGCCGACAUGGUGAGUCGACAGCAAGUAGAAGAGAGGAGUUUGAAAGAGAACCAUAUCCAACAGAGGUGCGACCUGCUAAAGAAACUCAUGCUCAGUACUCAGGAAGAACAAAUGCAACUAUUAGCGGGUAGAAAUGAUAGAGAAAUGAAGGAGUUGAAGUCAAAUCAAGCCAAGGAUUCCAUGGAGUCAACUAAAAGUGUCAGCCAUGACAAGAGUAUCAAGAACAAAGCAGAGAGAGAUAGGAGAGUUCGGGAGCUUCAAAGUAAUAACACAAAGAAAUUCCUAGAGGAGAGAAAAAGGCUGAAAAUGAAACAAGACAAGGAGAAAGAAGAAGUUCAACAGGAACAUAGCAAACAAAUGGAAAAACUACGCAAAGAAAUUGAUAAGAUGGUUGAAGCUGAGAAGGUAGUAUUAGACGGAGCAGCUAAUAAGGUCCACCUAGCUGCAAGGCCUGACUCCUCUUCGGUCUGACCUUCUCAUCCAGAGAUCGUGUGUGAGAACUACCACUCGGAUCAUGUGUGUGUAUGUGUGUGUUCCCCAGGGCCCUGUUGCAUGAAAGUCACUAUUGUGAUAACGUUCCCUUUCAAUGGUAACUGCCAUGGUUACAAAUGCUAAUCAGCCAAUCAGAACCAAGGAUUUCAAGGAAGGUUACCAUUGGAUAGCAAAGUUACCACAUUCAUUUUUUUAUGCAAUUGUCUUGAGGAAGAUUAAGUGAGGGAGCCCUGGGCGCAUUAGGUGAAGCAUGUUGCUGCCUCAUUGGCUGUUCAGGCUUUUUCAAGACUUGAUGAUCCAUGGAGUUCCUUCCACCUGGGAACCGUUUCGUGAAAGGAUCUGACAGUUACCAUUUGAACUGCUUCUCAGCCAAUCAAAAUCAAGGAGAGAUGUCAGAUCUGACGGCUUUUCGGAAGACAAACACUGAUGAAACGCUCCCCUGAUAAUCAUUGUCAAUGCACAUGGGAUAGAGUACUUCCAAAAAUAUACUUCAUAUUCAUAUCCUCCAUAAUAUGUAUGUUAAGAAAUAUAUAUUCUUUAAUAAAAAUCACUCAGGAAUUAAGGGGAAUCAUUACUUUUUUUUCAUGAAGGGUAUAUUGUUAAGAAAUAUUCAGUCAUGCGAUCCAGUGUUUACAGUGUUGGAUAUCUACCUGAUUUCAUAUGCUCGCCAUUCCUAAUUGUACAAUAUGCAGCAUUUCAACUAUGGUAUGAAGAUCUGUAUAAAUGUUGAAUAUUAUUAUUAUUCCUAGAUAGUAAUAAAUCUUGUACAGUAAUUGGAAUAUUUUUCACUUCUUUGUUAUAAUUUGAAGAAGAAAUACGAGUGCCAAAAAUGCAGACC